Messenger RNA from Aspergillus tubingensis, 1839 nucleotides. Its product is annotated as glutamate--cysteine ligase. Gene Ontology annotation, biological process: glutathione biosynthetic process. NCBI's taxonomy places the organism in Eukaryota, Fungi, Ascomycota, Eurotiomycetes, Eurotiales, Aspergillaceae. Bases 1 to 1839 code for a protein of 612 amino acids. Gene Ontology annotation, molecular function: glutamate-cysteine ligase activity. The transcript has 7 exons. Gene Ontology annotation, cellular component: glutamate-cysteine ligase complex. The record is from RefSeq and is a predicted model, not a curated record.
AUGGGUCCACCGGUGAGCGGAACACCGCUUUCAUGGCAAGAGCUUCAGCAAGUUGCACCUAUUGCUCGUCAAGGGGCCGUGGAGCAAUUGCUAUCUCUAUGGAAGAGGCAAAAAAAUAGAAGCGAUCUUGAACCACUAUGGGGUGACGAGAUUGAAUAUACCCUGGUCAGCCUUGACGCAAACAAGUCGCGAGCAACACUGCUUCUUAACCAAGAAGACAUCCUACGAAAAGAAGAAAAACAAUGUGCUAAAGCUGAGGAAGUUGAACCCUGGAAUGAAGUCAAGUUACAGGCGGAAUGGGCUCGACAUAUGGUUGAAGCAACUCCGGGAGAGCCAUAUGGGGGCGAUAUUAUGGACCUACUCAGGGUUCAAGGCAAUAUGAAGCGACGACGGAAAUUGAUCGGGCAAUUUCUAUCGCCCGACCAACACCCUGUACCGUUGUGUGUCUUCCCUGGCUUAGGUGAAAAGGGACAGUUCACACUCCCAGAAAGUCCGCAUGAAGAGUCUCUUGAGCAAAUCUGCUGUCCCAUACCGCGCUAUAUAAUGAUGACAGAGAACUUGCUGGCACGGCGACAACGGCGUGUCGAGAGCUACAUUCCAAUAUUUCGAGAUGAGCAGACGCAAACGCCUUUUCAUGACACUUCUGUGUCUUUUGAAUACCCCGCAGAGCAUCCCCCCGGGAAUGGAAAAGAGGGCCAUGUCCAUCUGGAUGGGAUCGGUCUCGGGGUCGGGAAUUGCUGCAUUCAGGUUACGUUCCAGGCUCCUAAUGAAAUUGAAGCGCGAUGGUUACAUGACCAAAUGAUCGCAUUGGGGCCGGUUAUGUUAGCACUUACUGCUGCUACGCCGAUGUUUAAGGGUUAUCUGGUAGAUACAGAAGUGCGCUGGGGCCGAACCUCUGAAUGCUUUGACGAUCGUACUCCGGAAGAGUUAGCCACGACGCCACCACGGUAUUCUUGGAACCGCACAUAUAUCUCGCAAGAGAAGCCAGCCAAUCUCGAAAGCAAAUCUCCGCUGACUCCCAUGAAUGAGUCGGUCAAACAACGCUUACUAGAUGGCGGCAUGGACGAACCUUUGGCGAUGCACUAUGCCAAUAUCCUCUCGAGGGACCCAAUUGUGCUCAACCGAACAGACCUGGAAAACUUUGAUCUAAAUAGUACGGGCAUAUUUGACGUCUACUACAGCACUGUAUGGCAACAUGUCCGACUCAAGAUCCCCUUAACCGACGAUGGACCCGGCUGGCGGGUAGAGUUCCGACCGAUGGAAGUACAAUUGACCGAUUUCGACAACGCUGCUUUUGCCAUUUUCAUGUACCUUCUUUCUCGAGCCAUCACGGAACUUCACUUGAACUUUUAUGUGCCUAUCGACCAGCUGGGAGACUCCAUGGAACGGGCGCAGAAGCGCAAUGCUGCCCUCGAAGAGCGCUUCUGGUUCCGCCGGACCGGAUGGUCAUCCGCAGAGCAGUGCGAGCGUCCACAGCGUCAGCGGAGAGGUUGUGUUAACUGCUGCUCAAAAUCUACUGCACAUGCAUCACCGUCAUGUGCGCUUCUCACGGCGGACGAGAUCAUCAACGGCGAAGAUCCAAAGGUGCCCUCCAGCUUCCCUGGACUGGUGAACAUCGUGCGCGCCUAUCUUCAGUACAGCAACACGCCCGUGAUGGACCAAAAGAAGAUCAUGCCCUACCUGGAUGUGAUCAGUAAACGAGCAAGCGGAGAGCUUCCGACGCCAGCCCAGUGGAUGCGCUCAUUCGUGACCGGUCACGAGGAGUACCAGCGAGACAGCUAUGUGAAUGAGAAGAUCCGUUAUGACAUGAUCCAGGAGAUUAUUCGGAUGGAAGAGUGA